This is a messenger RNA of Eremothecium sinecaudum, 318 nucleotides long. It is a transcript of the gene SGF11, whose product is annotated as SAGA histone acetyltransferase complex subunit SGF11. The record is from RefSeq and is a predicted model, not a curated record. Bases 1 to 318 code for a protein of 105 amino acids. The transcript has a single exon. NCBI's taxonomy places the organism in Eukaryota, Fungi, Ascomycota, Saccharomycetes, Saccharomycetales, Saccharomycetaceae.
AUGACUGUACAACAUAAAACCAUGCCGCAAGUCACAAUCCUUACGAUGGCUGAAGAUAUUUAUUACAAUCUAGUUACUUCUAUCGUACAAGACAUUGUUUCUAGAGCCACUAGUCAAAACCAAUUUUUAAAUGCAAGAUACCCAAAUAAUCCAACAUUAAAUUAUGAUCCAAACGGUAAACUUGAUAUAUACGGUCGCCAGAAACAGCAAGAAUCAUCGAUAUACUUCAGAUGUAAUAAUUGUGAUAGGGAUAUUUCAGCAAAUAGGUUUGCUGCCCAUUUAGAGAGAUGCAUGAGCAGAGGCGGUAGAAGAGGAUAA